UGCGCCCUUGGCACGUUGGACUUUGGCCACAGAUAUCAAAUUUACCUGUGCUCGUGCUAUUUAACGUCUGUGCUGUCGUCGAUCAGUGACAGCAGAUGUUCCGUUUAGCUAGGAUGAGCGUCGAUCGCUCAGUGCGCCGACUGAAGGUGCUACAGGCCAUCCUCCAUGAUGGCAGUUUCAGCAAAGACAAUGUACUGGCGAUUCGCUGGUGUUCGGGAAGUGGCACCAAAGACGGCGUGGUUAGUAUUGGAAACAUCAGUUUGCCACUUCGGGCAGGAAGGGCUCCAGAGCUUAUCCCUGUCAAGUAUUUAUCGGAGAAGCCACCUCAAUCUGUGCUGCAGCAUCUUCGAUGGAUAAUGCAGAAAGACGCCAUUGGCCAGGAUGUCUUUCUUAUUGGUCCACCUGGUCCUCUGAGACGUCAGAUUGCUAUGAUGUAUCUGGAGCUGACGAAACGAGAGGGAGAAUACAUAUCGUUAUCUAGGGAUACGACCGAGAGUGACCUCAAACAGAGACGCGAGAUAAGGUCAGGGACAGCCUUCUAUCUGGACCAAUGUGCAGUGCGAGCAGCAUUAGAAGGACGUAUUCUCGUAUUAGAGGGUAUUGAAAAAGCAGAGCGGAACGUUUUGCCUAUCCUCAACAAUUUGCUGGAGAAUCGUGAAAUGCAGUUAGAUGAUGGGCGCUUCCUCAUGGCGGCUGACCGAUAUGACAAACUCCUAAAUGAACAUACCAAGGAAGAACUUGAUCAUUUGAAACUUGUUCGUGUUAGUGAGAAUUUCCGUGUACUUGCAUUAGGUCAUCCUGUUCCCAGGUAUCAAGGGAACCCCUUGGAUCCGCCUCUUAGGUCUAGGUUUCAGUCACGUGAUAUUGUCUCUCCGCCGUUCAAAGAACAACUUGAGACAUUACAGACAGACAUGAAAAACGUGCCGUCUCAGCGGUUGUCACAAAUUUUGUCCUUCGCUACUGCGAUCCUAACAAAGGAAUCUUCGUCGUUAGGAUUGCCUGAUUUUCCGAUUUCCAAUUUAGUCAAUAUCAUACGGAUCUUGGAUUCCGUACCAAUCAUGUCCUCACAAGCGUUACUGCAGAUACUAUAUCCAUAUAACACAAUGCUUGGAAAAGAUGGAAGAGUGGCUGUAGAGAGAAUUUUGGAAAAGUUUGAAUUAAUGGAUGGUAAAAAACAGAAACACAUACGGAUCACCUCAAUAAAGCAAAAGGAUGAUGGCUCCUCGCAGGUCGUUCUUAAUGAAAGAUUUCCCCUAUCUGUCAAUAAUGGAUUAUUCCCGCAAAAUCGCAACGUGGGAGAUCGUCAGUUUGUGACCACUAAAUACCACGAGUCUCUCCUAGGUGAGCUAAUGCUGAGUCAUAUGUGUAAAGACUUGUGUAUCGUAGGCCCGAAAGGUAGCGGGAAAAGUGCUUUAGUUGGAGAACUCGCCGCACUUCUUGGCUAUCGGAUCGAACCCAUCAUGCUUUAUCAGGACAUGACGUCACGAGACCUCCUACAGCAGCGAAUCACGCUCCCCAAUGGUGACACGUCCUGGCGUCUGUCACCCCUUGUCACCGCCGCCAUGGAAGGUAGUCUCGCAGUUUUAGACGGUGUUCACAGGAUUAACCAGGGAUCAUUUGCCAUUCUCCACCGACUCAUACACGAUCGUGAACUUCAGCUCUUUGACGGAUCUCGUCUUCUGAGGCACGACCGAUAUCAACAAAUGAAAAAGGAGUUGAAUUUGACCGAUGAGCAAAUGACAGAGAAGGGAAUACUGGCCAUCCAUCCAUCAUUCCGGAUGAUUGCUUUAUCAGAGCCCCCCGUGGCCGGUAGUACUAAGCAGCAGUGGAUGACUCCAGAACUUCUCACUAUGUUUAUGUUUCAUAACCUGCGACCUCUUUCACAGGCUGAGGAGUUACAGGUCAUCAAUAAUGUCGUCAACGAGUGUCCGGACAUGAAACCCCUUAUCAGCUUUGUUCACCAAUUGAGGUCAUCAACGGACCCCGCAAUGACCUCAAUAGCUUCAUCAUUGUCCACCAGACAGCUGAUUCGUGUGGCCAAGAGAAUUGCACAAUUCCCAUCCAAAGAUGUUUACGGGAUUAUCGAAAAGGCGUGUCUGGCUAGAUUUCUGCCCCAGCUUCCUAAGGCGGGUCUCCAUCAAUCGAUGGAGGCUGCAGGCAUACGCUCCAUCACGAGCUCUACAACAGAUUCGUCGACUCUUGACCAGUCGAUCACCAGUGAGAUAAACAACGGGAAGUUGCGAAUUGGACAAACCACAGUCCCCUUAUUUAACCCCGACAACAAGACCAAAAUUCCUGAUGUACUCUUUUACGAUAAUCCGCAGCAUCUCAAUGUGAUGGAGGAUAUGCUUAAAGAUUUCUCGUUAGGUGAAAAUUUGCUGCUAGUUGGGAAUCAAGGUGUCGGUAAGAACAAGAUUGUGGAUCGAUUCUUGUACCUGCUUAACCGUCCCCGAGAGUAUCUACAACUUCACAGAGACACAACGGUUCAGACACUCACGCUACAACCAACCGUCAAGGAUGGAGUUAUCGUGUACGAGGAUUCUCCGCUGGUUUCUGCUGUGAAACAAGGCAACGUCCUUGUGGUGGAUGAAGCGGACAAGGCCCCAACACAUGUAACAUGUAUUCUGAAAACUUUAGUUGAGUCUAAAGAAAUGCAUCUAGCGGACGGCAGACGGAUAGUGGCGCCUCAUUCUAACAUUUCUCCUUCUAAAAAUAUAAUCAAAUGUCAUCCCGACUUUAGGAUGAUUGUUCUAGCAAAUAGACCAGGAUUUCCCUUUUUAGGAAAUGAUUUCUUUGGAGCAAUGGGUGAUAUCUUUAGUUGUCAUGCAAUAGAUAACCCAGAUAUGGAGUCCGAACUAGCUAUGCUCAGGCAGUACGGCCCAAAUGUACCAGAAACAACACUGAAAAAGUUAGUACAGGCCUUUGGUGAACUGCGCAAUAUGGCAGACCAGGGGUUGAUAGGGUACCCAUACUCUACUCGUGAAGUAGUCAACAUCGUCAAGCACAUCCAAAAAUAUCCAGAUGAGGGGCUGACAUCAGUAGUCCGCAAUGUGUUCGACUUUGAUUCGUACAGCAAUGAGCUGAAAGAUACGAUAGUGCAGACAAUGCAUAAGCACGGAAUUCCGUUUGGAGCUACUGAGGCUGUGGUAAGCUUGGCAAAGCAGCUACCUCUACCAUCCUUUAGAAUCACUGGAAAAUGGGACGUGCAGAGUGGACAAGGGCGUCGUAAGACAGCAAUGAUGAGUCUGCCGGUGGAGUCGUCUCCGGUGCAAUUCCGUGGACCGAUUGAGGUGUAUGUCCAGGAAACAGUUUUGGAAAAGCGGGAGGCCCGAGCUGGCAUUUUCACAGAACAGGAUGCAUACUGGACAAUCCCAAUGCACGAAAAUAACACCAUCAGUGAUGUGGCAGUCACUAAGAAAAACAACCGAUCCGAAGGGAAAACUGAUACUGACAUCAUACAUGUAGCCACCUCUAACCCAGUUAUCUUGUAUUCUCUAAACCCAAAGUUCUCAACUGUUAGACAUAUUGACAUGUACGACCUUUUCCCGACAACGUCUGGGUCUUACCAGCCCAAGGUCAACCUGGCGCCAAAGUCAGCACCUUUUGACAACACCGUCAUCCUGCACGAGGAGGUUAGCAAUGCAUCAUUUGUGGUAAAUUUUGAGACGGGAGAGGUCGGUCGGAUCAGAUCUCCUUAUCUCCCCGAAACAGUGAUUGAAAAGAGACGAUUCCCUUCAUUUCAACAGAAAAAGGAGAAGCCAAAUGAGUUCCGUAUGUGUCCCACGUCGGUUGUAGGCGGUAAAGGUUCAUUGAUCUUUUACAAAACAGGAGGCGAUACAUUAGUCGCAAUUACAGGCUCUAAUUCUCAUUCGGUGUCCUUGCCCUUUGCAGUGGAAUCUAUACAUCAAGUCGGUAAUGAUCAAUGGCUUGUCACUUCGACCGAUAACCAUAAAAAGAACAUAGUCACGUGUACGGACGAUUUUGAAUUCAUACUGAAUCCAGUGAACGAGGAAGGGCAGGAAACAGUUGUUAAAGAUAUGGCGACGUUGCCACUUAGCGAACAGCUGCUUAAACGUGUGAUACAGAAGGACGUCACUGCAACAAACCGUGUCAUAGUGACGCCAGAUUCGUAUGCAUCAGUGGUAGUUGGAUUCCCAGAAGGUGAUUCCUCAGAGGUGUAUACUACUCCAAGAGAGUUGAUACAAGAAAAUGGCGUGAUGGACAAACUUCGUGCACCGUACGGAGACCAGACUGAUACACCACCUAAUCAUCCAACAGUGUAUCUUCCGGAAAACGGCAUGGUUGUGCAGGCCCUUCCUUCGUCGAAAGUACCUGUGUCGCUCUUCCCAGACGGCAAGCGUCCGAGUAACAACAGUGGCUUUCUGGAGAUCGCUGACUUGGGUAAUCACACCCUGAGGUACAUUCCCAUCCCCGAGGCGGGGCGGGUGUCCUCAUACGCUUCUUGGAUGUACCAUUCUUCCAACUCAAAAGUACACAUGGCACCUACCAGUAAUGACGGUGUAGUCACAGUAGACUUUUCUGGAUGCGUGCGGCUUUGGGAACCAGCUGUGACAAACCUGGAGCGAUCCCUGCAGGAGUGGAAGAAUAUGAUUGGAUUUUCUGACGGCAAAGAGCUUCAGAUUACUUACGAACGGGAGAGCGGUCGGAAAGCGGAUGGGCCAAAACACGGAAAGAUAGAUAACACCAACGCCCCACAUGUAGGUGGUAACACGUGGGCUGGCGGCACUGGUGGUAGUAAUACUGCAGGCCUUGGUGGAAUUGGAGGACCAUACCGACUCGAUGCUGGCCACAAAGUUUACCAGGUACCUCAAGCAGAGAAAGACGCAGUCCCGGAGGAGGUCCGUAGGGCCGCGCGCGAGAUGGCUCAGAAAGCGUUCAAAGACAGACUUCGCGAGAUCAACAUGAGCGAAUAUGACGCAGAGACUUACAACAACUUCUUGAACCACGUACGCGGCCAGGUCCAGUCCCUCAGGGUCAUUCUCGACAGUCUCCAGGCCAAGGGCAAGGAACGGCAAUGGCUCAAAAACCAAGCGUAUGGCGAUUUGGACGACGCUAAACUUAUCGAAGGCAUUACAGGUGAGAAAUCUAUCUACAAACGACGCGGAGAAAAGGACCCCGAGCUAGGGACACCACAAGAGAAACCGAAGCGCAUGCGCCUGGUUGUUGAUGUGUCCGGCAGUAUGUAUCGAUUCAACGGCUAUGAUGGCCGCCUAGAGCGCGAGAUGGAGGCGACGCUCAUGAUGAUGGAAGCUUUGGAAGGCUACGACGAGAAAAUUAAAUACGAUAUUCUCGGACAUUCCGGAGAGGACCAUAAGGUUCAGUUAGUAAAGCCAGACAAGGCCCCGACAAACAACAAAGAGCGUUUAGUGGUUCUAAAGACCAUGCAUGCACACUCACAGUUCUGUCUGAGUGGGGACAACACUCUCGAGGCAACACGUCACGCCAUCAAUGAUCUCAGCGAGGAGGAAGCUGAUGAGCAUUUUGUUAUUGUCUUAAGUGACGCAAAUUUUGAUCGUUACAACAUUUCACCGAAACGGUUCGGAGAAAUACUUCGCUCUCACGAUAAAGUGAACGCCUAUACGAUAUUUAUAGGAUCAUUGGAGGACCAGGCCGCCCAGCUUAUCAAACACCUCCCGUCAGGGCACGCCUUCAUCUGUUUGGACACAAAAGAUCUACCACAGAUCUUACAGCAAAUAUUUACAUCUACCAUGCUCUCUUCUAGUUAAGUCAACUUACUGUGCGGACUUCAAUUUUUUUAGAACUUUGCGGACUCAGUUAUUUGUGUAUUGUAAAUGAUGUAUGUGAUAGUCUGUGAGACAACUCCAGUCCCCAAUCUUAUUUUAUCAUUAUUUGUACUAAACUUCGGUUCUUGGUAAUCCCAUUGAAUAUACCGAGUGGUAUUUUUAAGUUACUAUCAUUACUAAAAUAGUCGGAGUCUGGUUUUGCCACUUAUUUGCCUGUAUACAAGCGAACAGGCUUUUACUGUUAUUGUUUUAUAAAUUUGGUUGCGUUAUAUAAAUGAAAUUUCGGUUGAAUCUUUAAGAAAUCGUGCUUCGUAAUACAUGAUCAAUUUACAUAACGUAUGAGAUACUAUAUGUUUGAUGAUGCAUAGGAACAAUUUAGCCCAUCAUCAUCAGAUUGUAGACUGUCCAAAUCGCCGUUCGUCCGUGGUCCGUCCGUCCGUAAACAAUCCUCGUUAUCGCUUUUGCCUCUAGUUGUGUCAGUUCAGUUUAGACCAGAAAAAAGGAAAGGGUCGACAGGCGGCCAUGUUUGAGUUUGGGAAUUGAAGAUUCUUAUCGCUUUUUCUUGAAAGGCAAUGGAGAGAUUUUUUCUCAAACUUCCCAUGUUUGUUCCACUUGUUUUUGUCAUCAGAUUUUUAAGAAGAAGAAAAAGCAAGGAGAAAAAAUAGAGAAGAUCAAAUUGACAUAGAAACAGUAAAAAUCAUCAAUUUGUGGGCGCCAGUAUCCCUUUGUGAUCUCUUGUAAUAAUUGUUUAAGAAUGCAAAUUUUGACAUACUGCAUCAUCGAUUUUAUUGUACAAAUAUGUAAUGGCAUUUUGCCUUAAAGCAUGUUUUUAUCCCAUAACCAUAUAGUCUUAAAAAGGAGGCAGCGGUGGCCGAGUGGUUAAGGUGUCCCGACAUUUUAACACUAGCCCUCCACCUCUGGGUUGUGAGUUCGAAACCUACGUGGGGCAGUUGCGAGGUACUGACUGUAGGGCGGUGGUUUUUCUCCAGGUACUCCGGCUUUCCUCCACCUCAAAAAACCUGGUACGUCCUUAAAUGGCCCUGGCUGUUAAUAGGACGUCAAACAAAAACAAACCAAAUAGUGUUAACAAUGUUCUGGUAGUUAAUGUUGUCACCGACGGAUGCCGAGUCCUAUACCAAAGUGAGGUGUCUGAGUGUGAAAUAAAUAUGUUAAUAUCAUGUAUAUACUGUAUAUAUCCAUACCUAACCUGUGAACGUCACUCUAACAAUUACUGUGAUCCCGGUGUGCCCGUGUUGUCAAUGAUGGCAAGAUUUGUAUCGGACUAUUGUUUUAAAAUGGGACAGGCAAUUUUAGCUGUCUAUCAAAUCCUAAUAAAACAUCUUUACCUUGCUAAAUCAUAUGUUAUACGGGUAUGAAUUGUACUGUUGAUAGAAUAUCAGUCUUGUUUUACCCCACGCAUAGAACAAUCUCAUUUUGGUUUUUAUGAUAUACUACAUUAAAACCUAUUAUUUGCAAUCUUCUCUCAAAUAUGAAUUAUAUGGGGUUUAGAGAUUAGAAAAUAUGCUAUGUAAUGUUCCAAGAUACACUGUAAUUGCAUGUAUAAAAAUGCUCGCUGAAGGAAAAAUGAAAUACUUCCCUAGUUACAAAAGGGAUGAUUCAGCAUCAUACAUAAGGUGUUGAGGCUAGAGUUACAUUAAGUGAGUAAUGAGUGAAGAUUGUGUGUGCGAAAAGCUGAGACUGAGUACCUAAUGUAGGAAUUCUGGUUGAUCAAGGUGUGUUUUUAUAUAGAAGUUAAUUAUUAUUUUAAUGAAUUAGUUGAUGAUUAGAAUGUCUGUUUAAAUUAUAAUCAGCUUAUUGAUCUAGUUUUUACCUUGUACAAAACAUGAUUCGUAUAGUAUUUUGUGGAUAAAAGUUGAUCGACCUCAGGAUAUGUUGAUAUGUUGAUUUGUCCAGGCUUUGUUUGUACGAUACAUUAUUUGUAUAGUCUUAUGUGAAUUAGUGGUGAUCGACUUCAAAAUAAAUGUGGUAUAUUGAAGUGUCCUAAGUUAGUGUAUAUGUGUUACGGAAACAAGGCUUUAGGCUAUACAUGUAUAAUAUCAUACACUGUAAAACGAGUCGAACCAAUUCCUCAUUACAAUAACACUAGUUUUAGAUUACAUGACUCAUAUUCAUGACAACAUACUUGAGAUGAAUAAUUUACCCAUAAAAAAAAGAAAAAAAGAUUAACGUGUUACGUCUCUCACCAUCGAAACAAUCGCGUGGCGUCAUUUAUCAUGACGUCUCAAUUAUAGUAUUACAAUUUGUCAGUGAUAUUUGUCUUUAUUCAUUUGUUAACAGGAAAAGUAUUUGUAAAUGUAAAUGUUUGUUAAUACAAUAUCCUCUGAUUUAUUAAGUACGAUUUAUUGGUGUUUCGAUUGUUUAUUGAAUGCUACAAACAUCAAUAUUCGGCUCACUUAGGAAUGCUUUGUUGUUUUUUCUGGUCUGGCAAAUACCCAAAUUAUCAGUUGGAUUGCUUCUCAAAGAGAUUCAUUUUAGUGCGCUAGGUAUUAGAGAUAUAGGUUUCUACACUGUAUGGCGGCGGACAUUGUUUUGGAUCAAAGCAUACUUUUUGUGUUGGAAGAUUGAGAUGUAUUGAUAUUCAUGGUGUGUGGGAAGUGGAAAGCUUCGUUGAAUAAUUCAGGGAUCACAAAUAUCUAUAUUGCUUUUCACGGCUUCAUAUUUUCACAAAUUGACAACAACAAAGAUCUAAGUAUGUUGUAGUUUACAUAAAGGAUAUACCAGAUAUAUUUAGUGGUUUUGUAGCAUAACAGGUCUAAGCAAUCAGAUGAAGCUCUGCAUAUCACAGUUCGUGCUGUAUAUAGUUUAAAAUAAUUUAUGGUGAUAAUGUGUGAAGAUUGAUUGAUUGUAUCAGAGUGGAACUGUUUCCUUAUUUAUCACAUCAAAAAUAAAUCAAAAUUAAUAUGU
This is a messenger RNA of Pecten maximus, 8690 nucleotides long. RefSeq names its product von Willebrand factor A domain-containing protein 8-like. The record is from RefSeq and is a predicted model, not a curated record. Gene Ontology annotation, molecular function: ATP binding; ATP hydrolysis activity. NCBI's taxonomy places the organism in Eukaryota, Metazoa, Mollusca, Bivalvia, Pectinida, Pectinidae. Gene Ontology annotation, cellular component: cytoplasm.